AUGGGCUGCACAUCCGCCAUUGUCUUCACCUGCUUUGGCGCUGCAUAUGGAACUGCAAAGUCUGGUGUCGGUAUCUCCGCCAUGGGUGUUCUUCGACCUGAUCUCAUUGUCAAGAACAUCGUCCCCGUCAUUAUGGCUGGUAUCAUUGGUAUCUACGGCCUGGUCGUCUCAGUCUUGAUCUCCGACAGCCUUUCGCAGAAGGAAGCUCUCUUUACCAGCUUCAUUCAACUCGGCGCCGGUCUAUCUGUCGGCCUGGCCGGUUUGGCUGCCGGCUUUGCCAUUGGCAUUGUUGGCGAUGCUGGUGUCCGAGGCACUGCUCAACAACCCCGCCUCUUCGUCGGAAUGAUUCUCAUUCUCAUUUUCGCCGAAGUCUUGGGUCUUUACGGACUUAUCGUUGCCUUGUUGAUGAAUUCCAAGGCCCAAACUGAUGUACACUGUUAA
This is a messenger RNA of Rhinocladiella mackenziei CBS 650.93, 441 nucleotides long. RefSeq names its product V-type proton ATPase proteolipid subunit. Gene Ontology annotation, biological process: proton transmembrane transport. Gene Ontology annotation, molecular function: proton-transporting ATPase activity, rotational mechanism. The transcript is spliced from 2 exons. Lineage: Eukaryota; Fungi; Ascomycota; Eurotiomycetes; Chaetothyriales; Herpotrichiellaceae. Bases 1 to 441 code for a protein of 146 amino acids. The record is from RefSeq and is a predicted model, not a curated record. Gene Ontology annotation, cellular component: proton-transporting V-type ATPase, V0 domain.